Gossypium raimondii (Peruvian cotton) is the source of this 2414-nucleotide messenger RNA. RefSeq lists its product as uncharacterized. The record is from RefSeq and is a predicted model, not a curated record. Gene Ontology annotation, cellular component: ribosome. The coding region runs from base 470 to 1645 and encodes 391 amino acids. Gene Ontology annotation, biological process: translation. The transcript is spliced from 3 exons. NCBI's taxonomy places the organism in Eukaryota, Viridiplantae, Streptophyta, Magnoliopsida, Malvales, Malvaceae. Gene Ontology annotation, molecular function: structural constituent of ribosome; 5S rRNA binding.
AAACUACAAAAGAGGGUAAUGAUUAGGCUAUAAUUUUGAAAUUGAAAAUGUAAGAGGAUUGGAUUUUUAAAUUUUAAAGUACAGGACUAAAUCUCAAACUAUAUAGAAAUACAGGGAUUAAUAGCAUCUUUUAACCGCUGGCUUUUGCAUCCUAUUUAUAACCACGGCCCCAAAAAUACAGUUCAUUUCUCAGUCUUUUCUUGGCUUCAUGGCUUUUCUUGUUUUCUCCAGUUGUGUGCACUCAUAGACUCCAUAAUUUUAGGAGCUUAAGAGAUUGUUUCCAGAUCUAAAACUACGCUAUACUCAUUGGAAAAAAGCACCUCCAACCUUAAAAUUCAUAACCUGAUGGUCUUAGAAGAAGCAAAUCUUUGUAGGCCUACCAACUGUUCGAUGAUUUGCCACUGAAAGCUUCUUCAUUCUUGCCAAAUUCGGUCCUUUUCUGCCAACAGCGACAAACCCCAUAUUCUAAAUGGCGUUGCAUUUGCUUAGAAAGACCGUUGCAUACCCAUCGAUUAGGAAUUCUGGGUUCCUUACAAGGCUGCGUAGUUUCAGCUCAGUGUUCCCUCCAGUUAUCAAUAAGGAAGAUACCAAGCCGACCAACUACUCUAGUAAGAUUUAUCUUUCUCCUUUGUUCAAUGAUUGCUCUUUUAAAUUGGGUUCUAACGGUAUUGAGCUCGUGGAUGAUGAAACCUGGAGAGUCUCGUCGGGUUUAGCUCAUGCUUACAAAGGGUUUGAUGGGGAAAUGGAAACACUACCCUCUAUGGAAGCAGUUGAUCAAAGGGUAGAUAAUGGUUCUCCUAUAAGUGAAGAUGAUCAAGACUUUGAUGACAUAGAUAAUAUGAGAAUCCGGGGUAAUCUUUUUUAUAAAAUCGAUCGUGGUUCCAAAGAGUUCGAGGAGUAUGCUUAUGACUUCCAUAGGAAGAAAGGUCCCAAGAACAAGGAUGAUCGCAAAGAAAGUAAAAAUAAGGAGUCUUUGCAUAAGAAAGAUGAUCCAAAAGAAAGCAAAAGGCUCGAGAAGUCAAAUGUUAAACUACUUAAAGAUGUUAAAAAUGGAAGUGUUAGAAAUAUUCCUGACAAAGUGGAGGUUUGUUCGGCUGAGAAGAAGGUGAGAACUCCCACUUUUAAUCAACUAACUGGUCCUUAUCAUGAACCAUUUUGCCUCGACAUUUACAUAUCGAAAGCAUCGGUUCGCGCCUGCAUCAUUCAUCGGGCCACUAGCAAGGUUGUUGCUGUAGCUCAUUCCAUUUCUAAGGAUAUGAAAUUUGAUUUAGGUUCCACUAGAAAUGCUUCUGCUUGUGCUGCUGUGGGUUUGAUUUUGGCUCAGAGAGCAUUGGAUGAUGAUAUACAUGAUGUUAUUUACACACCAAGGAAAGGGGACAGGUUAGAGGGGAAGCUUCAGAUAGUUCUUCAAUCUAUUAUCGAUAAUGGAGUAAAUGUGAAGGUUAAGCUUAAACAAAGAAGACCCAAGAAAGCAGUGCAGAUUUGGCAGCCAAAUUCUGCUGAAAACUUCAUCCGCUCUUCAACUCCUGCUUUCCCACUCUCCUCUUUUCCCACUUCUCCCGGAAAAAGCACACCACCAACAACAAGCAGACUCAAAGAAACUCUGUUUUUCGACUCAUCCUAUCAAUCUUGUUCUCAACUUUGAUCACUUGAUCAAAAACAGAUAAUCCAGAAAUGGACAAGAAUGAAGGGACAUGCCUGGGCUUGGAAAUACCGGUUUUUUUUACCGGUUUUAGUGAGAACGUUGAGAUACUCUACUUGCUCAAUGUAAGGCUCUGCCAUUGUUUCUUUCGAUGAAUCGGACUUUGUCUUCGUUGACGAAUUUGGUAAAUUGCGUGCUUCUUUAUUUAUAGCUGAAGACAGAAUAUGCUGAGAAUAGAAGAUGAAGAACGGAAGAAUAAAAAGGAAUGAAGAAUGGAAGAAGGAGAAGGAGCCUUACCUGGAUGAAGGAGGAACCGGAAGAGGUCAUUGACCAAACUGAUUUGCAACCCAAGGGGAAGGGGAAAGGGGAGAAGAAGGGUAACCAAACAUUAGAAAAGCCUGAAGAAUGCAACUGAAGAAUAUAUGGGUAAAAGAGGAAAAGAAAAAGCAAUUGAAGUUGCUAAAUUUUUACUGGAACAAGGCUCCAGUCUGGAGUGAAGCCUCCGGUGAGGUGAAAUGCAUUUUCAACGCACUGAAUAAUGCUUUCCAAACAGCCUUGUGUUUACUAACAUUUCAAUUGUAAUUUUUUUUAGUCUAAAAAAGCCAACGUACUGAGAUCCAGUUGCAUCCAAAAGAAGCCUUAAUGUAGUGCACCAGAACCGUUUAUAUACAUAUAUCUAUUCCCCGUGGGGGUAGGUUAAAGGCAGACACUGAUUAGUGUAAGAAACUGAUGAUUGAAAGUUACCUAUAAUACUAAGUGGAGCUUAGACAUC